GCUGUCAUCAUCAUCAUCUCUCGACUCGCGGUCAAAUGGAACGGUGACAAAGAUGCUGAAGAUUCUCCUUGUCCUUUGUACGCUAGGCUGUGCUCUUGUUACUUGGGAUGGAGUCAAUGCAGACGGUGAAUUGCUCAAAAUGAUACCCUCUGCAGAUGGCGUGUCGUUCAUCCGGCUCGUCAAUGGGGACAGUGAGUGUUCGGGGCGUGUGGAGGUAUUCCAGAGGAACCAGUGGGGGACGGUGUGUGACCACGGCUGGGACCUGAGGGAGGCUGACGUGGUGUGCCUGGAGCUGGGCUGUGGGCUGGCUGAGAACGCCCUCCGUGGAGCUGCGUUUGGCAGGGGCUCCAGAGAGAUCUGGCUGAGGCACGUCCAGUGCUCUGGCCACGAGGCGAGCCUGACGCAAUGUCCCAGGGUCCUCCACAGUUACCUCACCUGCACCCAUAAUAAUGACGCUGGGGUGAAAUGCUCAGGUACACUGUUGAUGCCCACCCUGUCCCUGCUCUCCCCUCACACUGUCUUCUCUGCCGGGGAGGCGGUUCGCUUCAGCUGUACUGUGCUACUGGGCCACCACCUGAAGGACUUCCACCUGUAUAAGAGGGGCAUAGACACCCCGUUGGUGACUCAGAGGGUGGACUCUGCCCAGACCAGGGUGGAGCUGACUCUGUCAGACCAAGAGGCUACACACCAGGGCAGCUACAGCUGUCUGUACAGGAUCAAGGGCAGCUCUCCCUCCUCCCUGCUCAGCUCUCCACCUAGCAACUCUAUCAACAUCACUGUGGUGGAGCUGCACACUCCUAUGCACUGGUACAACACGUCCAUCGAGGCUCCCACAGGCUCUGUCAUCAAAGGCCACAGCUUCAACAUCACCUGCUCCACCGAGCAGCAGUACCCUGGAGGUUCUUUCCAGCUGCGUCUGAUCCGUUCCAACGGCACGGUACGACAGUCGCUGCCUGCCCUCUCGCCCUUCGUCACCUUCGCCUUUUUAAACGCACAGCGUUCCAACGAGGGCUACUAUUACUGCCUCUACAAGGUCCAGCUGGGCGGGAGAACCUUCAUGUCCCGGGAGAGCCAACCGCUCCCUAUCUCCAUCAGAGACCUGGAAGAUAUAAACCAUGUAUCACUUCUCAUAUUGUCUGUCCAUCUGGGUCGUGUGGCCCUCAUCAGACCCAGACCCAGUGUUGAGCCCUAUGGUGAUCAGCUGGCUGGCAUCUGCUCUGACCUUCCUCGUGGCUCUCCUCAUCAUCAUCAUCAUCAUCGUUGCCAGAGUGCUCUGCAAGAGGGAGAAGAAACCCUCAGAGCUAGAGAGAGAGACCAGAACCUGUGUGGACAACACUUACGUUGCCUUAGCAAUAAAAUUGUGAGUUGGGAAGUAUAUUUGGAGAAGGACCAUGUGUUUUUGUGAGAACCGUAAAGGUGGAACCAUGGAGAGACAUUCCUGGGCUGACAAACCUUCCUGAAGGAUGGCUCUGAAGCACAGGUGGAGAACACGCAAGACCAAGUUACCAAAACACUACGAAGGAGACAUCGUGGACAUUGCCUCAGUCUCUCACCAUCUACUAGUAGUACCUGUCUCUCACCAUCUACUAGUAGUACCUGUCUCUCACCAUCUACUAGUAGUACCUGUCUCUCACCAUCUACUAGUAGUACCAGUCUCUCACCAUCUACUAGUAGUACCUGUCUCUCACCAUCUACUAGUAGUACCUGUCUCUCACCAUCUACUAGUAGUACCUGUCUCUCACCAUC
Molecule: messenger RNA, 1746 nt
Organism: Salvelinus fontinalis (brook trout)
Lineage: Eukaryota; Metazoa; Chordata; Actinopteri; Salmoniformes; Salmonidae
Exons: 7
Coding region: 53-1405 (450 amino acids)
Cellular component (GO): membrane
Source: RefSeq, a predicted model, not a curated record